AUGAAAAUAUUGAUAUUUUUUUCAUUGUUCCUCUUGGUUUCUUCAAAACCAUUUGCACAACAAGAAGCUCAGAAGUUUAUAAUCUCAUUAAUGAAACAUCGAAUGUUGCGAGAUCCAGAAAUUCUUUACCAAGAUUUUGAAUUCCAUUUACCAAAUGGCACAAUUGUACAUCGAGGUUAUUUUUUUAUUUAGUUCUUUUAACAUGAGCAAUGUCAAUCUCGUAUUCAGAUGAAAGUUCACGAAUCAUAAGCCAAUUGGAUGAAAAUGAAGUUAAAAAAAAGGAAAAUCCUUAUAAAAAAUUUGUGAACCUCUCCGAAGAAGAUUGGGAUGUUUUAUACUGGCCAAUUCAUAAUGCAAAUAUCACAUUAGAUGGGAUUUUGGAAAUCGAAGAAUAUGAGAACAACACAUUAACAAAAACAUGGUUCGCAAAAAAAGAUGAAAAAAUAGGAGAAGGAUAUAAAUUGUAUCGCUACUUUAAAUUAUAG
Molecule: messenger RNA, 485 nt
Organism: Caenorhabditis angaria
Lineage: Eukaryota; Metazoa; Nematoda; Chromadorea; Rhabditida; Rhabditidae
Source: the annotation of a GenBank genome assembly